AUGACCAUCAUGUGUCUUGUGGCCAGAUCCACAAAAAUAGUAGGGAGUGACGCGGUGGUGUGUGAUUGUUGCUCAGUGAGUGAGUAAUGCCCACGAUGCUUACAAUCUUGUGGCACGCGAUCUACAUUUCCGUCACCGCACAACAGCAACAACCAAAACAAUAACAACGAAUAUACGCUAUAUAUGGACAUGUGAGUCAAGCACAAAGUUUCAAGUAUUUUCGUCGUUUUGCAAUAAUGUCAAACCCCAUUGCGGCAGGCGUGGAGUAUUUCAUACAAGGCGGCGGUGGCGGUGCAAGCAGUAACGGAAAAAGCUCAGUAACAAAUCGAUUCGUCAACGGUGGCGCCCCUCACCAGCAGCAGCACCACCACCACCAUAGCAAUCACCAACAUCGCCAGUUUCACCACCUUCAUCACCAUCACAGCAGUCAACCACGGAAACACCACGAUUACCACCAGUAUCACAACAUACUGCGCAAACAACAAGAACAGCAACUCCUUUUUCGCAAUCAGCAGAUUCAGGAGCAACACCAGCAGCAGCAGCAGCAGCAACAACAACAACAACACGUUGCACAGGUGGAAGGAUCGCGUUGGCAUUCCAUUGUCAGACGCAUGUCAGUUGGCAUACAAAGAGCUGAGGACAAGUACAACAGUAAGGGCGGCUAUUAUGACAUUGACGAGGACGAAGAAGACGUUGUUAUGCGUGAGGCGGCGCAGGAGGAGGUUCAAAUCUCCCCUGCCUCGUUUGACGGAUUUUUUAAUCUUGAAACACUACCGAUGUGGACACACAAGCGACCGCCUGGGAUGCUCGGUGAGGGUGAUAAUUUACCAUCUAUGGAUGAAGUCGCCAAGGAAGGAGCACGCGCCGCUCAUCUGGCAGAGAGUAAAAGCAAUUAUUUUGAGCAUCCGUUUGAAACAGCUGUUGCUCCAUGGGAUCAGCAAGGUGUGUAUAUACAUAGAGGAGAGAGUAGUGUAUACAUAGUCUCUCAAUUGACUGUCAGUAGGUGCCACAAAGGUGUCAACGGCACUAGUGCCAGUCAAUGGACGUCCUAUAUCAACGGUAAAGCAUGAAAGCAUAUUUAUCUCGUUCAAACGAACUUUUGAAACUAAAAACGGGGGUUCUCCCCCCCCCCUCCCCCUCCUUUUGCAUUAUGCACUAUGUAGCCGCGAGACUUGUUUGGACCUUUGACAGUAAGUUGUUGGAUUAGAAACAACGUAUCACAGAAAGCGCCACAGACGGUGCCACAUCACUGUGUAGCUCAUGAACACAAUGAUGGAUUUGUGAGACGCUAACUCUAUC
This is a messenger RNA of Zychaea mexicana, 1299 nucleotides long. RefSeq lists its product as uncharacterized. Lineage: Eukaryota; Fungi; Mucoromycota; Mucoromycetes; Mucorales; Lichtheimiaceae. The transcript is spliced from 2 exons. The record is from RefSeq and is a predicted model, not a curated record. The coding region runs from base 237 to 1070 and encodes 277 amino acids.